UCACAGCAUGUGGGUCAAAGUUCGUACAAUUCUACUCCACUUCCUUUCCUAGCAGCGGAGGCCGUAGUAACAGUACCAAAAUGGGCAAAUUUAUGAAGCCUGGGAAGGUGGUGAUGGUCCUCGCUGGACGUUACGCCGGCCGCAAAGCUGUCAUCGUGAAGAAUAUCGACGACGGCACAGCCGACCGGCCUUACAGCCACGCCCUGGUGGCCGGCAUCGACCGCUACCCUCGCAAGGUAACCGCCACCAUGGGCAAGAAGAAGAUCGCCAAGAGGUCCAAGAUCAAGGCCUUCGUCAAAGUCUACAACUACAACCACCUCAUGCCCACGAGAUACUCCGUAGACAUCCCCCUGGACAAAACGGUGGUGAACAAGGAUGUCUUCAGGGAUCCCGCUCUCAAAAGCAAAGCCAGACGUGAGGCCAAGAUGAAGUUUGAAGAGAGGUACAAGACGGGCAAGAACAAGUGGUUCUUCCAGAAGCUCAGAUUCUAAAUUCACCUGAUUUCACAAAUAAAACUGUUUAAAAAAAAAAAAAAAUAAUAAUAAUAAUCUGUUUGUGUGCUUAGCUUUGUGUCCCGGCCCACUAAGCAUUACAUUACUUAUAGUCCUGUUAUGUUGCAUCGUUUGUUUUUCCCCUUAAUCUAGUUAAUUAAAAUGUUAUUUUCUUGAUCUCAUUAAAUUUAAACAUUAUUGUUUACUUGAUUAGUUUUCUAUCAGUCAUUUAAAUCAUAUCAAAAUUAAUUUUUAAAUAGAUUUUUUUGGUAAAAAAAUACAGUAGUGAAAAACAUUUUGUAAAUUGUGUUUUGUUUACAGUCAAAAACGGUAACAUUAAAUUGGUUAAUUGUUCUCUACAUUAAUUUUUUUUUGUAAUCAUGGUGUUUUUAAAUUGUAAAUUAAAAAGUAAACUAAUUUUACAUGUUUCUUUAGUGGUUAAUACAAAUUAAAAGUAAUUUUACAUACACAUUUAAAAUUUGUAUUUAUUGUGAAUAAUAGUUCAUUACAAUUAAAACUAAUUUAAUUCAAUUUACAUACACAUUUGAACCUGAUCUGUCCAUUAUAAAAAUCAGCAGACCGGAUGGACACAAAUGGGCUUUAAUGUAAAAAUAAUGCAGACUAGCUGUAAACAGCACAUACAAAGAGAAAAGGGACAUUUCAUGGAGAAUAUUCAGCGGAAGACACGCGGACCAACCAAUGGUGGUCAGCAGGCACUUGACGAGGGCACACUGAAGAUGGCUCAACUCAUUUCAUUUCAGACAAUAUAUCAUUUAAAAACAUGGAAGAAAAAAAAAAACAAUGCAGGCGGCUAACAUUUGCUCGCACGAAUAAAUCUCCACAUUUAGGGCCUUUGUCUGUGCAGCCGCUUGUCCUACCUGGCUUUGAGUGCAAAAUGGCCCCAUUCGUCCGUCCACAGUAACAGUUUAAAAAAAAAAAAAAAAAAGCACCGCAAUGCAGCUCAUCGCUGAGCUACAACUACCGUCUUAAUAAGGAGUACCAUUGUGCUUGCUAUAUUACAGUCUAUUCAUAAAGUCAAGCUGUGUUGUUGCAUACAGUUCAUAUUGCUCCAAGACCACUGGCUACAGUCUCUUGUCUCUGUGGAGUGGCAGGAGUGCAUUAGUGGUUUUAGAUAUGUAAGAAAAGAGAGAGAGCAGAGGGGGGGAUUACUGGUGGCCCAAAGAGGAAUUAUGGGAUGUAACUGUUGAUUCUACUG
Messenger RNA from Phycodurus eques (leafy seadragon), 1707 nucleotides. It is a transcript of the gene rpl27, whose product is annotated as ribosomal protein L27. The record is from RefSeq and is a predicted model, not a curated record. Bases 81 to 491 code for a protein of 136 amino acids. The transcript is spliced from 5 exons. NCBI's taxonomy places the organism in Eukaryota, Metazoa, Chordata, Actinopteri, Syngnathiformes, Syngnathidae. Gene Ontology annotation, biological process: translation. Gene Ontology annotation, molecular function: structural constituent of ribosome. Gene Ontology annotation, cellular component: ribosome; cytosolic large ribosomal subunit.